UUCACAGACAUCUCUGUAACGGUGCGAAAAUGGCGACAACAAAAGCUUUGGUCUUCACUGUGACUCUGAAUAAUCUCACAAACCGCUUUGGUUCCAAGUCGCCACCAAGCGCUGCAAAAGUUUCCGCUUUUUCUGUUAGAUGCUAUGCGGGUAAUGGAGAAAGGCCUUGGAAAAAUUCAGAUGCUAGACUUGUGCUAGAAGAUGGUUCAAUUUGGAAAGCAAAAUCAUUUGGGGCUUCAGGAACCCAAUUUGGUGAAGUUGUUUUUAAUACAUCAUUGACUGGGUAUCAAGAAAUUUUGACAGAUCCUAGUUAUGCUGGCCAGUUUGUGCUGAUGACAAAUCCACAUAUUGGGAAUACUGGCAUAAAUUUUGAUGAUGAGGAAUCAAGGAAGUGCUUUCUUGCUGGUCUAGUAAUUAGAAGUUUGAGUAUCAGUACCUCAAACUGGAGAUGUGUGAAAGCUUUGGGUGAUUACUUAGCAGAAAGGAAUAUCAUGGGAAUUUAUGAUGUUGAUACACGUGCAAUCACACGCAGAUUACGGCAAGAUGGCAGCCUCAUUGGUAUCUUGAGCACUGACAAUUCCAAAACAGAUGAGGAACUAGUUCAGAUGUCUAAAUCAUGGGACAUUGUUGGUGUUGAUCUAAUAAGUGGAGUAUCAUGCAAAUCUCCACAUGAGUGGGUUGAUGAAACAAAGGAAGAAUGGGAUUUUACUUCCAAUAAAGGGCCCGGAGAAACUUUCCAUGUUGUUGCUUAUGAUUUUGGAAUCAAGCAUAAUAUACUUAGGCGCCUAGCAUCUUAUGGCUGUAAAAUCACUGUUGUUCCAUCUACAUGGCCGGCAUCAGAAACUUUGAAGAUAAAGCCGGAUGGGGUCGUUUUCAGCAAUGGCCCUGGAGAUCCAUCUGCUGUUCCUUAUGCUGUUGAAACAGUAAAGAAUAUUCUUGGAAAGGUGCCUGUUUUUGGAAUUUGCAUGGGCCAUCAAUUGCUUGGCCAGGCUUUAGGAGGUACAACCUUCAAGAUGAAAUUUGGUCACCAUGGAGGAAACCAUCCCGUUCGUAACCUUAGAACUGGCCACGUUGAAAUUAGUGCUCAGAACCACAACUAUGCAGUUGACCCCACCACACUGCCAGAAGGAGUGGAGGUUACUCAUAUCAAUCUUAAUGAUGGAAGUUGUGCUGGUCUUGCUUUCCCUGCUCAAAGAAUCAUGUCUAUUCAAUACCACCCUGAAGCAUCUCCUGGACCUCAUGAUUCUGACUACGCUUUUAGGGAGUUUGUCGAGCUAAUGAAUCAAGGGAAAAACAAAACAAAGGAAAAUUUACACCAAUUAUCAGCGGCACAUGCUUUGGAUGCGUAAUGCUUGAAGCGAGCUGGCUACACCAACUGGACGAAAACAAUAAAGCUUCUGAUCAAAAUUUAGCUUUUGUUAGUCUCGUAUAAUUUCGUAGAUUAGUAUUGAAGGGCUUCAGGGGAUGAUGAUGUUUUUCUGUUCAAUUUUUGUACGAGUUUAUUAUACCCACAACUGUUAUAACCCGCAAAUCAUAAUUAUGUACGCAUCCCAGUAGCAAACAACAAAAUUUUUGCUUGCUAUUAAUAAA
Gastrolobium bilobum is the source of this 1590-nucleotide messenger RNA. RefSeq names its product carbamoyl-phosphate synthase small chain, chloroplastic-like. Gene Ontology annotation, cellular component: carbamoyl-phosphate synthase complex; cytoplasm. Gene Ontology annotation, molecular function: carbamoyl-phosphate synthase (glutamine-hydrolyzing) activity. The transcript has 10 exons. NCBI's taxonomy places the organism in Eukaryota, Viridiplantae, Streptophyta, Magnoliopsida, Fabales, Fabaceae. The coding region runs from base 30 to 1349 and encodes 439 amino acids. The record is from RefSeq and is a predicted model, not a curated record. Gene Ontology annotation, biological process: L-arginine biosynthetic process; L-glutamine metabolic process; 'de novo' pyrimidine nucleobase biosynthetic process.